Messenger RNA from Oncorhynchus tshawytscha (Chinook salmon), 1523 nucleotides. Its product is annotated as zinc finger protein 239-like. Gene Ontology annotation, cellular component: nucleus. Lineage: Eukaryota; Metazoa; Chordata; Actinopteri; Salmoniformes; Salmonidae. The record is from RefSeq and is a predicted model, not a curated record. The transcript has 2 exons. Gene Ontology annotation, biological process: regulation of transcription by RNA polymerase II; central nervous system development. Gene Ontology annotation, molecular function: DNA-binding transcription factor activity, RNA polymerase II-specific; RNA polymerase II cis-regulatory region sequence-specific DNA binding. The coding region runs from base 285 to 1289 and encodes 334 amino acids.
UCUUUCAGGCGACGCUGUCAGUGUGACGUAUAAUCUAGUGGACGGUUCUUUAGAAACAGCUGGUCAACCACCUCGGUAGCUUGCUAGCCAACAUAGCCGAAAGAUUCAAGCUAUUCACACGCUUUCGGUAUAUAUUAGCUACUGUGUUUUAGACACACUUCUGUCGUAUCUACUUGUAAACCUAUUUAAUUUAAUAUUACGUUAUUUUGUAUUAGUCAGCUAUAGUAGCUGGCUGGUUAAAUUAACAUUAGCCUAGUCGCUAAUGAUAACUAACAUCCCCGAACAUGAGCUCCCUAACCUACUCUCCUCCUGUUAAAGAAGAGGAGGUCUGCUGGACGGAGAAAGAAGCUCUGGGGCUUAACAUUGUCGUGAAAGAGGAGAAGGAAGAGGAGGAUGUUACAGUUAAACAAGAAGUAGAAGGUGAGGCUGUUACUGUGAAAGAAGAAGAGGAGGAUGUCUCAGUGAAAGAAGAGGGAGACGCGUUCAGAGUGAAAGAGGAGGAGGAUGUUACAGUAAAAGAAGAGGAUGCAGUUUUUGAAGUGGAAGGAGAGGAGACAGGAGAGAGAUGUGACCAUCGUGGAUCCUCUGGGGAGCCUCAACAACAUCAUGAUGCUGACGAGGCAGAGAAGAGUCUCUCCAGAUCAGAACACCUCAAGAAACACCAUCAGAGACCCACAGGAAGGAAACCUCACUGCUGCUCUGACUGUGGGAAACAUUGCAAAUCUUCAUCAAAACUAAAAAUACACCAGCGAGUACACACAGGAGAGAAGCCUUAUAGCUGUGAUCAGUGUGGCAAGAGUUUUACUCAGUCAAGUAGCCUGGUAUCACACAAGAGAACACACACAGGAGAGAAGCCUUAUAGCUGUGAUCAGUGUGGUAAGAGUUUUACUCAGUCAAGUAGCCUGGUAUCACACCAGAGAACACACACUGGAGAGCAGCCAUAUAGCUGUGAUCAUUGUGGCAAGGGUUUUACUCUGUCAACCAACCUGGUAUCACACCAGAGAAUACACACAGGACAUCAGCCAUAUAGCUGUGAUGUAUGUGCAGAUAGUUUUACUACAUCAAGCCAGCUGGUAGUACACCAGCGAGUACACACAGGAGAGAAACCUUAUAGCUGUAAUCAGUGUGGUAAGAGUUUUACUCAGUCAAACAGCCUGAAAUCACACCAGAGAACACACACUGGAGAGAAACCUUAUAUCUGUGAUCAAUGUGACAAAAGAUACUCUCAUUCAAGUAGUCUGAUUAAACAUCAGAAAAUACAUGCAGGAGAUCCACAGAGUGUGGAAUGAUCUGCAACACCAGACCUGGGUAGUAGAACACAGUGUGGAAUGACUUCCAAAACCAGACCUGGGUAGUAGAACACAGUGUGGAAUGACCUCCAACACCAGAUUGAUACAGUUGAAAACGGAGGUUUACAUACACCUUAGCCAAAUACAUUUAAACUCAGUGUUUCACAAUUCCUGACAUUUAAUCAUAGUAAAAAUUCCCUGUCUUAGGUCAGUUAGGAUCACCACUUUAUUUUA